AAGUAAUUGAACGUCUGCAGCUAAUGGUUGAGGAUCUGGGAGAGACGUCAGAGAGCCUACGGCAGGCCAUGGACAAAGGAGAGGACGAGACGGAAGCUGUGAAGAGGAAAUUAAUUGACACAGAGGAAACCUUGGAUAAAGUACUGAAAGAGAAGGAGUCCGUGCAGGAAGUUAACACUCAACUCAGAGAUAACCUUAACAAAGCCCAGCAGGAUAUCCAGGCCCUGCAGCGUAUGAUAGAGAAGUCAAACCAGGAACUAGAAGAGCUGCGAGGGAAACUGAGUGAUUAUAUUAUGAACAUGUCCUGCCUUGAGGAGCAGCUAUCCUACAAAGACAACGUUAUUGAUAGCAUGCAGAUGAUGAUUCAGGAGCAGGAGGAAAUUAUAAAGAAUAUGGAGCAGGCCAUCAACCGAGGGCAGCAGGAUUUGGCAGCUGUGGAAAGGAACCUGAAUGACAUGGAAGAAAAACUAGACACUAUUAUGAAUGAGAAGGAGGCCAUGCUGCUAGCAAACACUGAGCUCAGAGGGAACCUGGAAAAGGCCAGUUCAGAUGCCCAGGCUCUGCAGCGUGAGAUAGAGGAAUGUAAGCAGGAAGUUCAGAAUCUGCAGGGAAAUCUACAGGAGUGUGAAAUUGACAUUUCCUGCCUGGAGGAGCAGCUGUCAUACAAAGAUAAAUUCAUUGGACAUCUGGAACUCACAGUCAAGACCCUACAGACUUCAGCAGAGAAUCAGCAGCAGGCUAUGAACAAAGGUGACUGGGAGCUGGAAUAUGUUCAAAGGAAAUUCUCCAAAAUGGAGGAGGAUCUGGCUGCAGUCAUCAGUGAGAAAGAGGCUGUGUUGGAAGAGACCACUGACCUAAAAAAUGACCUUGAAAAGGCCAAGAUGGAGAAUCAGGCCUUGCAGAUCAAGCUUGAUGGGUCCAACCAUGAAUGCGAGAUGUUCCACAGGAAGCUCCGGGACCUUUUCACUGAAUGUUCUAACACCAAGAAGCUCCUGUCCUCCAAAGAGAAAGUUAUUGGACGUUUGCAACUCACAGUUGAGGAAAUCGAACAAUCAACAAAGAGUCAGCAGCAGGUCUUGAGAGUGCGGGAUCAGGAGCUGGAGGCUGUGCAUAAGAAAUUGGCUGACACAGAGGACAAUCUGGCCAUUGUAAUGAAGGCAAAGGAGGCCAUGCCACCUGUGAAUAGCUUCUUUACAGGCAAGAAAGGCCAACUGGACAACCAGAUGUUAUCUACACUUCAGGAUAAAGGCCCUGGACAAUUGCAAUUCGGCGCUGAGGCACUCGAGAUGUCUGUAAAUGGUGUGCGGAGGGUGAUACAUGGCUGGGAUAGAGAGGCGGACUCCAUGUGGAUGAACUCACCUGGCACAGGAAAUGCAUCAGGCACUCCGGUGAAGGAGGAGCAAGCUGCAGUGACUCAGCUGCUAGAAAGGAGACAAAAUCGGCACUAGCCUUGUAUGCAUUUUGCUGUGAAACAUUAAAAAAUGUGGCCUAAAUCACACAGGAUAAGAUGAGGUAACUGAUUCUUGACUCAAUUAAAACAAGUGACAAAUAAAUAAUUGAUAAUUGUAAUGAAAGUUAUUUAAACAUAAAUCUGAAAACAUUAAGCUUAUUGUUUAUUGUCUGAAGGUAGUGUAAUUCU
Molecule: messenger RNA, 1639 nt
Organism: Conger conger (European conger)
Lineage: Eukaryota; Metazoa; Chordata; Actinopteri; Anguilliformes; Congridae
Product: tropomyosin-like
Exons: 13
Coding region: 24-1448 (474 amino acids)
Source: RefSeq, a predicted model, not a curated record